AUGAUAAUAACGAGGAUAAUUUCCAUUUAAAAAAUAUUUUUUAAAUUUUUAUUUUUUACUUCUUAUUUUCAGAUUAAAAUAAUAAAAAAAAAUAUAGUAGUAAAAUUAAUAAUAAUAAUAAUAAUAAUAAUAAUAAUAAUAAUAAUAAUAAUAAAAUUUCGAUUUAAAUUUAAAUUUCGAAUAAUAAUAGAAUUAAGUUAAUAAAAAUAUAUAAGAAUAAUAAAAUAAUUAAGAAAAUAAUAAUAUUAAACAAGACUAAAUAAUCGAGUAAUUUUAACAAUUUUUUAAUAUAAUAAUAAUAAAACUUAAAUGAAAAUAUAUAAGAUGGAUAAAAUAAAAAUACUUAAGAAUAGAUAGAUGACAAUUUUUAAUAAGAAAUUAAUAACAAAUUUAUUUUCGAAGAAAGAAAUGAUAUCAAUAUAAAAGAAGAAGAUAAAUAAUAAUUAUAAUAAGAAAAUAAAUAAUAAAUAUAAUAAGAAGAACAAUAAUUAAAUCAUUAAAAUUUAAAAAAUGAAAAAGAAAUAAAUAUUGAAUAAAUAAAUAAAAAUUGAGAAAAAAAUAAACAAAAUCUAAUAAAAUAGUAAAAUUUUUACAUAUUUUUAUUAUAUUUUUUUUUUUAAAAGAAUACAUAAUAAAGUACUUUAGUUUAUAUUUUUAAUAGAAUUUAUGAAUUUUUUAUUGUUUUGUGAUGAGUCUUUUUCCUCCUUGGCAUAUUGAAUUAUAUACUAGAAAUAAAUAAUUUGAAAACUAAGAAAAUAAAAACCAAGAAGAAAUAAAAAAUAAUAAUGAAAAUAAUCAAGAAGAAGAAAAUAAAAAUUAAAUUGAAGAUGAUAAAAGUGAUGAAUAUAUAGAUGAAAUAAUGAAGAUGCUUAAUAAACAAUAAUGGUAUUUUAAAUAAAGUUGAAAGGUAUUUAU
Messenger RNA from Ichthyophthirius multifiliis, 915 nucleotides. RefSeq lists its product as hypothetical. The transcript has 4 exons. NCBI's taxonomy places the organism in Eukaryota, Ciliophora, Oligohymenophorea, Hymenostomatida. The record is from RefSeq and is a predicted model, not a curated record.